AUGUUGCUGCAAAAGCCUUUCUCAAUAGAGAGCAUGAAAUCCUGGAGUAUGGAUCUGCAAACGAUAACAACAUUUACGCUGGGUGAGAUGGGGAAACAUAACGUGGUGAUCACUCAGCUGCCAGAGGGGGAGUACGGGAUAGCAGCUGCUGCCGGUGUCGCGCGAGAUAUGGUGCGAAGCUUUUCCAAUAUCAGGAUUGGCCUGAUGGUUGGCAUCGGAGGAGGUGCCCCAAGUAAAAAGCACGAUAUCCGGCUCGGCGACGUUGUGAUCAGUGCACCCCACAAUGGAAAGGGUGGUUUAUUUCAGUACGACUUUGGGAAAACCAUACAGGAUCAGGAAUUUCGGACCACAGGAUUCUUGAAGCAACCCCCCAGUCUGCUUAGAGCCGAAAUGGGUGACAUUAAAGCUAAGUAUGAGAUGGAAGGACAUCAGCUUGACGAAGCGAUUAAGAGCGUGCUUGAAAGGCGGCCGAAGUUACGAAAAAAAUACAAGCGACCAGAUCUUAGUAGCGAUCGAUUAUAUCAGUCACACGUUGUCCAUCCCCAUAAUGAUGAAAGGAAUUGUGAAGUGGUGUGUGGAGAUGACGAAUUGAAGUUGGUUGUACGAUGCGACCGAAGCGAUGAAGACGAUAACCCGGCUAUUCAUUAUGGCUUGAUUGCGUCGGCAAACCAGGUGAUGAAGAAUGCUUUGAUUCGUGAUCGACUUGCAGCAGAGAAAGAUGUCCUAUGUUUUGAGAUGGAAGCAGCAGGCUUGAUGAACCAUUUUCCAUGUCUUGUUAUACGGGGCAUCUGUGACUACUCAGACUCUCACAAGAACAAAGAGUGGCAAGGGUAUGCUGCAAUGGCUGCAGCUGCUUAUGCAAAGUACCUCCUUUACAGCAUCCCCCCAUCGAGAGUGGAGGCUGAGAAAACUAUUCUUGAUGUACUCUCUUCAGUUGAGGAGGACGUGAAACAAAUCCGAACUUCUGUUCAAGAUAUCCAUUAUACUAUCGAAAUGAUGAGGCAACAUGAAGACAAUCAAGACCGUCAAGCCAUCAUUGAUUGGCUUUCUCCGGUAGACUACGCUGCUCAGCAGAGUGACUUUAUUUCCAAAUGGCAGAAAGGAACCGGGGAGUGGCUGUUGAAAUCACAUGAAUUCCAGCAGUGGCUCAAGCAAAGCAACCAGACACUUUUCUGUCCGGGAAUGCCAGGAGCAGGCAAGACAAUGAUCACGUCCAUGGUCAUUCACUACCUCCACAACACAUUCCGAAAUGACGGUGCCGUCGGAAUUGCAUACCUGUAUUGUAAUUUUAAGCGACAAGACGAGCAAAAGUUCACUGAUUUAGUGCUAAGUCUAUUAAAGCAGCUAGUUCAGGAACAAUCCUUUAUGCCAAAUACUGUGAGGGAGCUUUACGACCAUCAUAAACCAAAACGGACGCGCCCUUCAUCAGAGGAAAUCUUAGGGGCGCUAAAUAAGGUUGCUACUUCUUAUUCAAGGACCUUUGUUAUUGUGGAUGCACUAGACGAAUGUCAAGUUUCUAACGAAUGCCGAACACGGCUCGUAUUAGAGAUGCUCCGCUUUCAACGGAAGACAGGAGCAAAUCUUUUCGCGACUUCACGCUUCAUCCAUGAGAUUGAAAGCAGUUUCCACAAUAGUCCCAUACUCGAGAUCCGUGCCAAUGACGAAGACGUACAGAAAUACCUCGAUGAUAGACUGCACAAUUUCCGAUCGCUGAUUUCAAAGGAUCUUUCUCUCCAGGGGGAGAUAAAGAGUGUAAUCGCCAAGGCUGUUGACGGAAUGUUUCUCCUUGCGCAGCUCUACGUCGAUUCUCUAGCAUAUAAAACAACGAGUAAAGCGAUACGUCUUGCAUUGAAAGAUUUGGAGAUAGAAUCAAGAACGUCAGAUGGCGACAUGAAAUCCAAAGCAUUGGAUCACGCCUACGAGCAAGCUAUGGAGCGAAUUAAUACCCAGGCAGUAGAAUUCCGGGAGCUUGCUAGACAGGUAUUAUCGUGGAUCACCUUUGCCAGGAGGCCACUGAGGACUUCGGAGCUCCAACAUGCUCUAGCUAUUGAGGAUGGCGGACGUGAAGUUGACAAAGAGAAUAUCCCGGAAAUCGAAGACAUGGUCUCUGUGUGUGCUGGCCUAGUAGUUGUUGAUGAAAAGAGCCAUACCAUCCGACUUGUUCACCAUACAACACAGGAAUACUUUACCCGAAACUGGUGUUUAUGGUUUCCCAAUGUUCAGGUAGAUAUUACGCAGAGAUGUGUUACCUACCUGUUAUUUGAUGUCUUUGAAACAGGUCCCUGUCAAACAAUUGAAGAGUAUGAAGCCAGACUACAGUCUAAUGUUUUAUAUGACUACGCAGCGCAGAACUGGGGAUACCAUGCCCCAAGAUCUUUGAUGGAAGGUACUAAACAACUAAUACUGACUGUUCUUGAGAGUGAGAUGAAGGUAUCCGCCUGUGCCCAGGCGAUAAUAAUAUCCAGACGCUACUCCGGCUAUGCUCAUAGAGCUCCAACGAAUGUCAAGGGGUUGCAUGUAGCGGCAUACUUCGGAUUAGUAGAGCCGAUGACAGACUUACUCAAAAGGCAACAUGACCCAGAGUCGAAGGAUGACGGCGACCAAAUGCCACUACACUGGGCUGCUUGGUCCAGGAAUGAGGCGAUAGUAGAGCUGCUUCUUAAGAGUUGCGUUGACCCAGGCCCAAACGAUGGUGGUGGUCGGACUCCUCUACAUUGGGCUGCCCGGCACAGGCAUAGGGUGAUGGUGGAACUCUUACUCGAUAAAGGUGCAGAUCCAGGCCCUAGAGAUAAGAAUGGUCGGACACCAUUAUUGUGGGUUUCUCAGUAUGGGAAUACGGCAAUAGCCAAAUUACUACUUGACAAAGGCGCCGAUCCAGACUGUGGAGAUAAGGAUGGUCAAAUACCAGUACACUGGGCUUCUCAGCACGGGCAUGAGGCGGCAGUGGAAUUACUACUUGACGAAGGCGCCGAUCCAGACUGUGGAGAUGAUAAUGGUCAAACACCACUACACUGGGCUUUUCAGCACGGGCAUGAGGCAACAGCUAAAUUACUACUUGACAAAGGCGCCGAUCCAGACUGUGGAGAUGAUAAUGGUCGAACACCACUACACUGGGCUUUUCAGCACGGGCAUGAGGCAACAGCUAAAUUACUACUUGACAAAGGCGCCGAUCCAGACUGUGGAGAUAAGGAUGGUCAAACACCACUACACUGGGCUUUUCAGCACGGGCAUGAGGCAACAGCUAAAUUACUACUUGACAAAGGCGCCGAUCCAGACUGUGGAGAUGAUAAUGGUCGAACACCACUACACUGGGCUUCUCGGCAUGGGCAUGAGGCAAUAGUCAAAUUAUUACUUGACAAAGGCGCUGAUCCAGACUGUGGAGAUAAUAAUGGUCGAACAUCACUACACAGGGCUUUUCAGCAUGGGUAUGAGACAAUAGUCAAAUUACUACUUGACAAAGGCGCCGAUCCAGACUUUGGAGAUGAUAAUGGUCGAACACCACUACACUGA
This is a messenger RNA of Talaromyces marneffei, 3510 nucleotides long. RefSeq lists its product as uncharacterized. Gene Ontology annotation, biological process: nucleoside metabolic process. The record is from RefSeq and is a predicted model, not a curated record. Gene Ontology annotation, molecular function: protein binding; catalytic activity. The coding region runs from base 1 to 3510 and encodes 1169 amino acids. The transcript is spliced from 3 exons. NCBI's taxonomy places the organism in Eukaryota, Fungi, Ascomycota, Eurotiomycetes, Eurotiales, Trichocomaceae.